ACGAGGUGAAGGUAAAGAUUUGCUAGGCUAAACGGUUGAGUUAAAGGAUUUGUGCAGUCCUAAAGGUAAUGGGCGGGACAUUAUUUUGACAGACACGCGUAAACAGACUCGGGAACCAAUCAGCCUGCGUUUUAUUCGGUCCUAAUGUCAAAUGUUCCGGUAAGUGGAGGCGUCCUUGCGGAACCGGAGACUGCGCGAUACUGAGACGUGCCGGGACGCGACCACGUUUAGCGACACACAAAGGAUUUGCUGAGCAAGUGUUGAUGUGACUGUCUUGAUGGAGUGAUUUGGCAGCGAGAAUCCAAUGGCCUCCGUGGAGCUGCUUUACAUAGAUAAAGAGAGCGGGCGAGACGAUCCACCGGAUGCACCUGAUUGGGCCCCAUCUGUACAUGCGAUAGAUGGUCCAGCUGAAGGAUCAAGCCUCAGGGAACAUGAAAGCAGUUUACAUGGAAAAGCUUUUGUCACCGAGGGUCAGUGUCAUUCAGCACCAAAGAUGACCCCGAGCAAAGGACUAACAGGAAAGCGCUUUCGCCAGGAGAAGAUCAGGGUGUGUUGUGACGAGGAGCUGGAGACCUCUUUCACUUAUGUUGAUGAAAAUGUCAAUCUGAGACACGUCACGCCAGAGACGAGCGAGAAAAGCCUCCAUGAUGUGACGCCUUGCCCCGACUCCCCAAACGAGAACCGCCUUGAAUUUUCCUUAAUGUCCGACCUGACGUCUGAGAGCGCAGGAAAACCAGUAGAUUAUGGAUUUAUCAGUGCUGUCACCUUCUUAGUAACAGGAAUAACUUUAGUAAUCAUAUCGUAUUCUGUCCCUCGUGACUCAGGAGUAAACCCGGACUCUGUCUCAGCACGAGAGAUGGAGAGACUGGAAAGUGAGAGUGCAAGGCUUGGGGCACACCUGGAUCGGUGUGUUAUUGCUGGGCUUUGCCUUCUCACGUUAGGUGGGGUAGUGCUUUCUACUCUGUUGAUGAUUUCAAUGUGGAAAGGAGAGAUGUACAGGAGAAAGGCCUUCUCAUAUUCCAAGCACUCAGCGAAGCUUUAUGGCUCGACUAAUUUGAGAACAAAAUCAAACUCUGCUCAGUCAUCAGCACAUAAUUUUGUUGAGGAACACUCUGCUGGUAAUUUAAGCUAAUCUUUUUCUCUUUGUAAACACAUGUCGAAAUUAGACUUGCAUACCACAGAAAGUGUGUUUUUAAGUCAUUUUUCACUGGACACUGCGGUACAGCAAGCUUUGUUACUCCAGACUAAUCCAAAUCUAGAGUUAGCCUUACCUUAGUAAAGCACCAUGUCAGCUUCUGAUGGGUUGUGGGAUGCAACAUCAUUUCCUAUGCAACACUAACAGUAGCAACUGUUCCUACUUUUCCAUACACACACUGACAAGGGCUUGCACUCUUUUCUUUGUACUUUAUUAAAUUAUUAUCAGAUGCUACUACUGAAAAUUGCUGUGCCUUAUUGUCUGGUAAAUGGUGAUUCUAGGUAGCUAGUGUUUCUUUUUUUUUUUAAUGAUGGUUGUGUGACUCAUAUGAUAACUGUGAGGAUUGUGGUAUGAUUCUGUUUGACUAAUGAAUAUUGCAUUAUUUAUAGCUCCACUGGAUUUGGAUGCCCUUGUAUGAAGGGUAACCAAUUUCAUCAUGGACAUUUUUCCUGCAAAAAAACACAUCAAAGUGAAAACAGCUUGAAUAUAUUAAACUGGUUUUAAAAAAAAGCCUAGUAUUUACUAGUAUAAGAUUACACUAAAAUAUAUAUUAGAAUACUAAACUAUUUCUAUUGAGCAUUUCAAGCCUUGCACAGCUGGCAGAUAAUUUUGCCAAAUUUAAACAUUUAUUUCUACAAAGACA
Tachysurus vachellii is the source of this 1838-nucleotide messenger RNA. RefSeq names its product transmembrane protein 74. The transcript has 2 exons. Bases 305 to 1132 code for a protein of 275 amino acids. Lineage: Eukaryota; Metazoa; Chordata; Actinopteri; Siluriformes; Bagridae. The record is from RefSeq and is a predicted model, not a curated record.